Messenger RNA from Erpetoichthys calabaricus (reedfish), 4117 nucleotides. RefSeq names its product potassium channel, subfamily T, member 2 (gene kcnt2a). Gene Ontology annotation, molecular function: intracellular sodium-activated potassium channel activity. The record is from RefSeq and is a predicted model, not a curated record. Gene Ontology annotation, cellular component: membrane. Lineage: Eukaryota; Metazoa; Chordata; Cladistia; Polypteriformes; Polypteridae. The coding region runs from base 403 to 3852 and encodes 1149 amino acids. Gene Ontology annotation, biological process: potassium ion transport. The transcript is spliced from 29 exons.
GUGUGUGUGUGUGUGUGAAGCGCAUGCAGAGCAUCGGUGGAGGAGCACUAGCAUUGCGCUCACAUCGCUGUGUGUUUGUGUCACCCACCACGUAAAUGUUUACUACUGAGACAGGUGACAGUGCAGCGAGUUGCACAUAAACACGCACGUUGUUUCUCUGGCUGUGGCUGACUGUGAAAACUUAAAGGAGCAUCGGAUCGGCAUCGCGCCUGUUCGAAACGCAUCGGUGCAGAGCCAGCGCUCCUCAAUUUCAAAAGAACACCGUUAGAUAAGAUAACUGCAAACCUCCCUCAAUAACGGAGCAUUCUUUUUUGUGGUGGAUGUUGCCAGUGUUGUUGUUUUAUCCCGCAGUCCAUUAUUUCACUGGAAAAAAAGUGAGCUUCGCUGCGACGAGGGCAGAAGAUGGUUGAUCUGGAAAGCGAGGUACCUCCUUUACCACCCCGGUACAGAUUUCGCGACCUGCUGCUGGGAGAUCAGGGCUGGCAGAAUGACGACAGGGUGCAGGUUGAAUUUUAUGUGGAUGAAAACACAUUUAAAGAGAGACUGAAGCUGUUUUUCAUAAAAAACCAAAGAUCAAGUCUUAGGAUUCGUUUGUUUAAUUUUUCCUUGAAGUUACUAAGCUGCCUUUUGUAUAUAUGUCGGGUCUUAUUGGAUGAUCCCACAAAAGGAAACGGAUGUUGGGGAUGUUCCAAUCAGAACUAUACACUAGCAACAAUAAAUUGGGCUCCUAUUAUCUGGGUGAGGAGAAGUCUUCCUUUAUGGGGGUUACAGGUUACUGUGGCCCUGAUAAGUCUUUUUGAAACAACACUGUUGACGUAUCUCAGUUAUAAGGGAAAUCUUUGGGAGCAAGUUCUUCGGAUUCCAUUCAUCCUGGAAAUGAUCAAUACUGUGCCCUUUUUGAUAACAAUAUUUUGGCCGCCAUUGAGAAAUCUCUUUAUUCCAGUGUUCCUAAAUUGCUGGCUGGCUAAACAUGCUUUGGAAAAUAUGAUUAACGACCUUCACAGAGCUAUUCAGCGAACGCAGUCUGCUAUGUUUAAUCAGGUUCUCAUAUUAAUAUCUACAUUGCUGUGCCUCAUCUUUACAUGUAUAUGUGGGAUACAGCAUUUGGAACGAGCAGGAAACAACUUGACUCUGUUUGACUCCUUGUACUUCUGCAUUGUGACGUUCUCGACUGUUGGCUUUGGGGAUGUUACUCCUAAGAUCUGGCCUUCCAAGCUUUUGGUGGUUAUUAUGAUCUGCGUGGCUCUGGUAGUUUUACCCAUUCAGUUUGAACAAUUGGCAUAUUUAUGGAUGGAGAGACAGAAAUCUGGUGGGAACUAUAGCCGUCACAGAGCUCAGACCGAGAAGCAUGUCGUAUUGUGUGUGAGCUCCCUGAAAAUUGACCUGCUUAUGGACUUUCUUAAUGAAUUUUAUGCCCAUCCCCGAUUACAGGAUUAUUAUGUCGUGAUACUAUGUCCAACUGAAAUGGACAGUCAGGUUCGUCGAGUUCUACAGAUUCCAAUGUGGUCACAAAGAGUUAUUUAUCUUCAGGGUUCAGCUUUGAAAGACCAGGACCUGUUAAGAGCCAAAAUGGAUAAUGCAGAAGCUUGUUUUAUUUUAAGCAGCCGUUGCGAAGUUGAUCGAACAGCAGCUGAUCAUCAGACAAUAUUAAGAGCUUGGGCUCUUAAGGAUUUUGCACCAAAUUGCCCUCUUUAUGUGCAGAUUUUGAAGCCUGAAAAUAAAUUUCAUGUAAAGUUUGCAGAUCAUGUGGUCUGUGAAGAAGAAUUUAAAUAUGCAAUGCUGGCAUUGAACUGCAUUUGUCCUGCAACAUCAACUUUGAUCACCCUUCUCGUACACACCUCCAGAGGGCAGGAAGGUCAACAGUCUAAAGAACAGUGGCAGAAAGUGUAUGGACGAUGUUCUGGAAAUGAAGUUUACCAUAUUUUAAUGGAAGAGAGUGCCUUUUUUGCCGAAUAUGAAGGAAAGAGCUUUACAUAUGCUUCCUUCCAUGCACACAAAAAAUAUGGAGUCUGUCUGAUUGGUGCAAGAAGAGAGGAUAAUAAAAAUAUGUUGUUAAAUCCAGGACCUCGCUACAUUAUGACUGGAACAGACACUUGUUUUUACGUCAAUAUCACAAAGGAAGAAAAUUCAACCUUUAAAAAACACGAAGAAGAAAAAAGCAACAAGAAUCCCUCAUCAGUAUACCAUGGUCCUUCACGUUUACCUGUACACAGCAUCAUUGCUAGCAUGGGCACUGUAGCUAUUGACUUGCAAGACACAGGCUGUAGAUCAACAAGUGGCCCUAAUCUGACUCUUCCUACUGAUGGAACCAAAGGAGAGCGGAGACCUAGCAUUGCUCCUGUCCUAGAAGUAGCUGAUGCGUCUUUGAUUCAAGCAUGUGAUCUACUAAGCGAUCACUCAGAGGAUGAAGCAGUGCUGUCUGAUGAAGAAAGACCAAAAGAAGAGUUUGUUAAAGGGUACCCUCCGAAUUCUCCUUAUAUAGGCAGCUCACCAACAUUUUGCCAUUUACUCAGGGAGAAAGUACCAUUUUGUUGUCUUCGACUAGAUAAGGGUUGUCAGCAUAACUGUUUUGAAGAUGCUAAAGCAUAUGGUUUUAGAAACAAACUAAUAAUAGUGGCUGCUGAAACAGCUGGGAAUGGAUUAUAUAACUUUAUUGUGCCUCUCAGAGCAUAUUACAGACCAAAGAAAGAGCUUAACCCAAUAGUGCUCCUGCUGGAUAACCCGCCAGAAAUUCAUUUUCUUGAAGCAAUCUGUUGGUUUCCAAUGGUUUACUACAUGGUGGGCUCCAUUGACAAUUUAGAUGAUUUGCUUCGAUGUGGAAUUUCCUUUGCUGCCAAUAUGGUUGUUGUGGAUAAGGAGAGCACCAUGAGUGCAGAAGAAGACUACAUGGCAGAUGCAAAAACAAUUGUGAAUGUACAGACACUAUUCCGGUUGUUCUCAUUUCUCAGUAUAAUUACUGAACUGACACACCCUGCAAACAUGAGGUUCAUGCAGUUUAGAGCCAAAGACUGCUAUUCUCUGUCCCUGUCAAAAUUAGAAAAGAAAGAACGUGAGAAAGGCUCCAAUCUCGCAUUUAUGUUCCGGUUGCCCUUUGCUGCAGGAAGAGUGUUCAGUAUUAGCAUGCUGGAUACAUUGCUGUACCAGUCGUUUGUGAAAGAUUACAUGAUUUCUAUCACAAGACUUUUGCUUGGUUUGGAUACAACUCCUGGAUCUGGCUUUCUUUGUUCAAUGAAAAUCGCAGAAGAUGAUUUGUGGAUCAGGACCUAUGGAAGACUCUAUCAGAAGCUGUGUUCAUCUACUGGAGAUAUCCCAAUUGGACUUUAUAGAACGGAGUCUCAAAAUCUAGCUAUAUCUGAGUCACAGAUUUCAGUUAGUGUGGAUGACUGUGAAGACACCAAAGAAACUAAGGAUCACAUCAGCUACCGAAACAACCAUCGCAACUCAACGUCCAGUGACCAAUCAGACAAGCCAUUGCUAAGAAAGAAAAGUAUGCAGUGGGCAAAGCGGCUGAGCAGAAAAGUGCCAAAACACUCAAGCAAAACAGCUGAGAAAAUAAGCCAUCAGAGAAUGAACCUCUGCAAGAGAUCAGAAAGGCAAGAAUUAGCUGAGCUUGUUAAAAAUAGAAUGAAGAAUCUCGGUCUCUCCACCUCUGACUAUGAUGUAUUGAAUGAUCAUCAGAACACUCUUUCCUAUAUUUUAAUUAAUCCUUCACCAGACACAAGGCUUGAGCUGAAUGAUAUUAUCUAUCUGAUUAGACCGGAUCCUUUGGCAUUUGUUUCAAAGGAAACAGGCAGCAGGAAAAGCAGCUUUGGGAAUAACGCAGGAGAUGCUAAAGAUGAAACCCAACUUUGAACUUUUUCAUAAAUCCGACAUAUUGGCCUUCAAGUAUUACAGGACUGAAACUUUUUUACUUUCUUUUGAGUAUAACAGCCUUUAAGCUGACAUGAUAUGAUGGUGUCAUACAGUAAAUGUGUAUUUGUGAUCUUUGUCUGGUGAUACAGGUCAUGAGGUCUGUAUUUAUGUAAUACGAGUAGUCUGGCAUCUUGAUCUUUAGGCAUUACUGUCCCCAAUGCCAUUCGUUUAAAAUGAGAAAAUAAAUAAAGAGACGGAUACUUUG